AAAUGCGAUUGCUAGUGCUGCUGGGCUGUUUGCUAGCGGCAUCUAGCAGCAGCAAUGCUGAGAUUACGACCGUCCUGGGACAGAAUGGAUACGACUAUACCCCACCGAAGGUGCCAUUCCCACCGCCACCGAGCUGUCCCGCUGGUGGAGUACCACCCUACUGUUGCACUAACGGUGGACAAGGACCUAACUGUGUAGUGCCUAGGCCACCACCGCCUCCUCCACCACCAUCCUGCCCGGCUGGUGGAGUUCCACCGUACUGCUGUACCAAUGGCGGAACUGGACCUAAUUGCUAUGUGCCCCCGCCGCCUACUCCACCUCCUACGAGACCUCCACCGACCCGACCACCUAGCUGUCCUGCCGGAGGAGUCCCACCGUACUGUUGCACGAACGGUGGACAGGGACCCAACUGCGUUGUUCCGACGAGACCACCGAAGGGUGACGAGUAUCUACCACCCUGCCCGAACGGAGGUGUAGGACCAAACUGCGUAGUGCCAACACGUCCGCCAGUAACUCCGGCUCCUAGGCCUCCAUUCGGCUGUCCUAACGGAGGAGUUCCACCGAAUUGUUGCACAAAUGGUGGGCAAGGACCUAACUGUGUGAUUCCUAGACCACCACCGCCACCACCAAGCUGCCCUGCUGGAGGCGUGCCACCCUACUGCUGUACUAAUGGAGGAAGUGGCCCGAAUUGUUACGUCCCACCGCCACCAACGCCUCCACCAACUCGUCCACCUCCACCACCACCGACUCGUCCACCGAGUUGUCCAGCUGGAGGAGUUCCACCGUACUGCUGUACCAACGGAGGAACUGGCCCGAACUGCUAUGUGCCACCACCACCAACUCCACCACCGACAAGACCGCCUCCACCUCCUCCAACUCGUCCGCCGAGUUGUCCUGCUGGUGGAGUCCCUCCAUACUGUUGUACGAACGGUGGAACUGGACCAAACUGUUAUGUCCCUCCGCCGCCAACUCCACCGCCGACACGGCCACCUCCACCACCUCCGACCCGACCACCGAGCUGCCCAGCCGGUGGAGUGCCUCCUUACUGUUGUACCAACGGAGGAACCGGGCCGAACUGCUAUGUGCCACCCCCACCAACUCCUCCUCCAACGAGGCCUCCGCCUCCUCCCCCAACCCGUCCGCCAAGUUGUCCUGCUGGUGGUGUUCCACCAUAUUGUUGCACCAAUGGCGGCACCGGCCCGAACUGCUACGUCCCACCUCCUCCAACUCCACCACCAACUCGACCACCCCCUCCACCACCGACUCGUCCACCGAGCUGUCCCGCCGGUGGAGUUCCACCGUACUGCUGUACUAAUGGAGGAACUGGUCCGAACUGCUAUGUCCCACCACCACCGACUCCUCCUCCCACAAGACCUCCACCGACUCGUCCACCAAGCUGUCCAGCUGGAGGAGUUCCUCCUUACUGUUGCACGAACGGUGGACAGGGACCCAACUGCGUGGUACCAACGAGACCUCCGCCACCAACAACACAAAGCAAUCAGUAUCUCCCACCCUGCCCCAAUGGAGGUGUUGGACCAAACUGCCAAGUACCACCGACUCGUCCUCCAAGCUGUCCAGCUGGAGGAGUUCCACCGUACUGUUGCACAAAUGGAGGAACCGGACCGAACUGCUAUGUGCCACCCCCACCGACUCCUCCUCCAACGAGACCUCCGCCUCCUCCACCGACUCGUCCGCCAAGCUGUCCUGCUGGUGGAGUUCCGCCGUACUGCUGUACUAAUGGAGGAAGUGGUCCAAAUUGUUACGUCCCACCACCACCUACUCCUCCACCGACUCGACCACCACCUCCUCCACCAACUCGCCCACCGAGCUGUCCUGCCGGAGGAGUUCCGCCGUACUGUUGUACGAACGGAGGUACUGGACCAAACUGUUACGUCCCUCCCCCACCAACUCCACCACCUACCCGUCCACCUCCACCACCACCAACCCGUCCACCGAGCUGCCCCGCCGGAGGAGUACCUCCUUAUUGUUGCACGAACGGAGGAACUGGCCCGAACUGUUACGUUCCACCACCACCAACACCGCCACCGACAAGACCGCCUCCACCUCCACCAACCCGUCCACCAAGUUGCCCAGCCGGAGGAGUCCCUCCUUACUGCUGUACUAAUGGAGGAAGUGGUCCAAAUUGUUAUGUUCCUCCACCACCAACGCCUCCACCAACUCGUCCGCCUCCACCGCCUCCGACUCGACCACCGAGCUGUCCAGCAGGUGGAGUGCCUCCUUACUGUUGUACAAACGGAGGAUCUGGUCCUAACUGUUACGUACCGCCACCUCCACCAACUCGUCCACCACCUCCACCGCCAACUCCUGGCAAGGAUAACGAAUAUCUUCCGCCAUGCUCUAACGGAGGAGUUGGUCCCAACUGUGUUGUGCCACCCAGACCGACGCCUCCGCCUACUCGUCCACCACCAGCAUGCCCGGCCGGAGGGGUACCACCAUACUGUUGCACUAAUGGAGGAACUGGCCCCAACUGUUACGUCCCUCCUCCACCAACGCCACCACCUACCCGACCUCCACCACCACCACCGCCAAGCUGUCCAGCUGGAAGUGUCCCUCCUUACUGCUGUACUAACGGAGGCACAGGACCCAACUGUUAUGUCCCACCGCCUCCCACUCCUCCACCAACUCGUCCGCCACCUCCACCACCACCAACCUGCCCAGCCGGUGGUGUUCCACCGUACUGUUGCACGAACGGAGGCUCCGGUCCGAACUGCUACGUUCCACCACCUCCACCACCUCCACCAACACGCCCACCACCAACUCGCCCACCACCACCAGCGUGCCCGGCCGGUGGAGUUCCACCGUACUGUUGUACGAACGGAGGCUCCGGUCCGAACUGUGUUGUACCGACGAGACCUCCGCCGCCGCCUCCAACUAGCCCUGCACCUAGCUGCCCUAACGGUGGUGUGUUGCCUUUCUGCUGUACUAACGGUGGCCAAGGACCGAACUGUGAAGUUCCAUCGCACACGCUGGAGGAAGAUGGCUACCAUUACAAGCGGCCAAGCAAACCGUUCACGUUCUAGUUUUAGUUACAGCGGCCGGAAGCUGUACUUUAUGUUCAUUUAAUUUUGUCUUUACUAUUUGUUUAAGUUGAUUCGUUCAUCUGUGAAUAGCAAUAAACGUAAAACGCCUCUACUCAUGUACAUUUUUAACAA
Anopheles maculipalpis is the source of this 3173-nucleotide messenger RNA. Its product is annotated as basic proline-rich protein-like. The coding region runs from base 3 to 3041 and encodes 1012 amino acids. The transcript has 6 exons. The record is from RefSeq and is a predicted model, not a curated record. NCBI's taxonomy places the organism in Eukaryota, Metazoa, Arthropoda, Insecta, Diptera, Culicidae.